Maniola jurtina (meadow brown) is the source of this 2267-nucleotide messenger RNA. It is a transcript of the gene Myc, whose product is annotated as myc protein. Gene Ontology annotation, molecular function: protein dimerization activity; RNA polymerase II cis-regulatory region sequence-specific DNA binding; DNA-binding transcription factor activity, RNA polymerase II-specific. Gene Ontology annotation, biological process: regulation of transcription by RNA polymerase II. Bases 465 to 1559 code for a protein of 364 amino acids. The record is from RefSeq and is a predicted model, not a curated record. Lineage: Eukaryota; Metazoa; Arthropoda; Insecta; Lepidoptera; Nymphalidae. The transcript has 3 exons.
CGUUUCAGCUUAAGCCAGGUAGAAAUAGAAAAAAGUUAGGGGUGGCGCACAAUGACUAAUUGUAUGAACUGGGAUAUGCCCAAGGCCGAUGUACCAUGUACCCUUUAAAAGAGUAUGUAUGCGAAUCCAGACUUCAGUCUACUUUCGGGCUUCAUGCAGGACAGUUGCUAGUUAAUUGUCUUGCAGUGCAGACGCGGGAUUUGUUUGUAAAUACAAGGGGUCAACACCCCUUGUGUUUAUAUAUUUCGCAAAAACAUUUAAAGAAUUAGUUUUUUUUUUUUAUAUCAACAUUUACCGCUGCGACAGUGAUUAGUUUAGUUACUUGACUAGGUGCAAUAUUAGACGGUGUGCGUGGAAUCCCAUCGCGCGCAUCGUCCCUGUGAUAAGAGGGCCCUGUGAUAUCGACGACUUCGUCUUAGCUUUAAAACUAGUUAGGCUUUAGUUAUUAUAAAAAAAAAAACAAUAUGUCUCCGCCAAUAGACGCCCACAUACUCCAGUUCGACGUUUGGGAGACGUUGGACGAAGAGUCAAUGGAAUUGACACAAACUUCUGAGUUUUGGACUCAAGUGCAGUACGAGACAGAGCGGCUGGACUUGUUAUCUCCAUCAAACUUAACGAAUAUAUUACAAGAUAGCGACGUGGAUUGGAGGAUUACUGAAACACCUGAGGAACUGCACAAAGAUAACAUAGUGCACCACGAUUGCAUGUGGGCAGGUUCAUGUAUAGACUCAGUGCAUCCUGCCAACACGUUCGUGCCGUCGGAUUUGAUAACGACAACUCCUGGACAAAGUUUAUUACGGCGGGACGCUUCGCCGCCUCGACCUGACACUCCGCCUUCGUUGGACGGCGAUGAGCCACCACAAUUCAAACAUGCUGUUGACGUGGCUGGAACGGCUUUAAGACUCUUGAGGGACUCCGCAGCGGUAGCAGCUGACCAUUCCUACACGCUCGCCCGCCAGCAUAUUGACUAUCUCGGCGUUCAGACACCUUCUGACUCCUGUGAAUCAGAGGAGGAAAUCGAUGUGGUUUCACUUGGAACUUCGCAACAACCAUUGGCUUCGACGUCACAAGUAAGCGUGGACUCGUCACCGCAAACGCCAUCCGUCCAGGAGCGGCAUUACAUACAGCGCACUGUGGAGCACGUCAUGACGAGACCGCCGGCUAGAAAGCGUCUAAUACCACCCACGAGUAUAACCAGUGGCAUCGCCUCGGUGCCUCGCCGGCGGAGAGGGCCCGGCAGACGCGGCCGCUCAAACACGGACACAGAUUCGGAAGCCGAAUCUCCAGAGAUCGAACGCCGUUCCAUGCACAACGACAUGGAGCGCUUACGGCGUAUCGGCCUCAAAAAUCUCUUUGACGAGCUCAAGAAACAAAUACCAGCAACUCGGGACAAGGAGCGUGCGCCCAAAGUUGUGAUUCUGCGCGAGGCCGCCAGCCUGUGCCGCAAGUUGCGGGAGGAGGAACUCGAGAGGGAACACCUCAAAAAGCAGCAGAACAAAUUGGUCACCAAGCUUAAAAAGUUGCGAACGAUGCUCGCGACCCGCUAUCGCCCAUACUGAGCUCAAUAUCUGACUUUUUGGUAAAGGUUUGAUUAGAGAGGCACGGUCCUCCGCGCUACACUCACAGUAAAGUGUAAGUCGGGAUGUAUGCUUACGUUCUCAUCUUUAUCCAAUAGGUUGAGGUUGAUCCUCGUCUGAUCCAUAAUAUUUUCGUGAUCGAUCGAUCGAUGUCUGUAUUAUUAUGAUCAGCUUUUACGGCUUACUAUGCUUCUGUGGGAUGAUGCGUGUAGUUGCGCCUUAAUCAAGGCGCUAUAACGAAAGUGAUUGUUAGCGGAAAUGAGGGAGGGACAGGUUUAUUCACUGUCAUGUACCGAGAAAGAGAUGGUAGUAAAGCAAGUUGGCCGAGACGUGGGCAAACAAAAUAUCGAUUUUAAUAUAAAUUAUGAUAAUAAAAUAAACCAUGAAUUUUGAAAACUGUAAUUAUGUAUAUAAUUUUCAAAAAUACAUAGAAAUGAAUUACAUUUCCGAUUCAAACUAAUAAAUUUUUAGAUUUUUUUGAUCAGUUUUUGGAUUUUUUUUUUAUGGAUAAAAUUGAUUCCAAUCGUUUUCUAUUUCAUAGCGAAUUUAGACUAAAGACUUAAAAAGCAUAAUAUUAUAUUUAAAUAAGUUUCAAGUAAUUAAUUUAUAACUUGCUUUAACGGUUCAGGAAAAUAUUGUGAGGAGACCCUGCAUGUUCUCAAAUAGUGUGAAAUCUGCCAAUCCGCACUU